Molecule: messenger RNA, 2928 nt
Organism: Lacerta agilis (Sand lizard)
Lineage: Eukaryota; Metazoa; Chordata; Lepidosauria; Squamata; Lacertidae
Gene: ANKS3
Product: ankyrin repeat and sterile alpha motif domain containing 3
Exons: 17
Coding region: 104-2068 (654 amino acids)
Cellular component (GO): cilium
Molecular function (GO): protein binding
Source: RefSeq, a predicted model, not a curated record
GGGGUCUUCCGGCAGUCCUGACGCUCUGCCCGCGACGUCAUUGUCGGGCAUUUCCGGGAGAGCGGCUGAGGCGACCUGAGGUGAAGCAGCCCACCAAGACACAAUGUCAGAGCUGAGUGAUGAAGCCAGCGAGUCGGAUCUGCUGAAUCUCAGCCUAUCCAUGUGGCAUGGCGCAGGUCAGAUGGUCUGUCGCCAAGAGUUAGAUGUUCCACUGGACCUUCACACAGCAGCCUCAAUUGGCCAGUAUGAGGUGGUAAAGGAGAGUAUUCAACGUGGGGAGGUAGACCUGAACCAGCGGAAUUGCGGUGGCUGGACCCCGCUAAUGUAUGCCUCUUACAUCGGUCACGACACCAUUGUGCGCAUACUGCUAGAGGCUGGCGUGAAUGUGAAUGUACCAACACCAGAAGGGCAGACUCCACUGAUGCUGGCUUCUAGCUGUGGAAAUGAGAGCGUUGCUACCUUCCUCCUUCAGCAAGGUGCCGAGUUGGAGAUGAAGGACAUCCAUGGCUGGACUGCCCUCUUCCACUGCACUAGUGCUGGCCAUCAGCAAAUGGUCAAGUUCUUAUUGGAUAAUGGAGCAAAUGCGAACUGCAGGGAGCCCCUUUGUGGAUAUACUCCUCUGAUGGAAGCAGCUGCAUCUGGCCAUGAGAUCAUUGUCCAGUAUCUUCUCAAUCAUGGUGUGAGAGUGGAUGUACGCGAUAGCACCGGGGCGACGGCACGGAUGUUGGCCAUGAAGUAUGGACACAUGAAGAUUGUGGGGCUGUUAGACCUGCACACAGCCCCUGUGCCCAAGGUCUUCUGCAGGGGCCCAGGAAAGUAUGAAGAUCUCAGCUCGUCGGACGAAUCCUACUCUGCCCCUCAGAGGCAGAGGCCUGCUCGCAAGUCCAAAGGCCCCAGUAUUCACGAAGGGCCCCACGCUUUGGCCAAGAUCACGGCGGUCAGAAUUGGAGCGAAAAGCCCACCUCGUUAUGAGCAGGUCCCUCCAGAAGGCUACGUUACCUUUAAUGACGAUGGGAGUGCCUUUGAAGGAGGAGAUCUCCGCUACAGAGAUGUCACAUCUCCCAUCAAUGAACAUGAUGUGGAAAGCAGCAGCAGCCGGGAAGAGAAUUCCCUCUUCACCAAUAACUUAGCCACCAUCAGGACCAGCAGCAGCAGUGAAAGUCUUGCCAAAGCCGUGGGGGUCAGCAGCGAGGGCUCUCUGGAAAGCAACGAGGAUUCAGACCAUGCAACGAAGCUCUCCAUACGAAAGCAUCCCAAGAGCUACAUGAAGGCAAAGAAUCGCUGCAGCAACAGCGACAGCCACUGGUCUUACCGAUCCCGGGUGUCCAGCCAUCACUGCAGCCCCUCUCACGCAGAGGCACCAUCUUACACGGGGCCCCAGGAUCUGGCCACCUUCCUUGAGCAGAUUGGCUGCCUGAAGUACCUGCAAGUGUUUGAGGAGCAAGACGUUGACCUUCGCAUCUUCCUGACCUUGACAGAGAGUGACUUGAAAGAAAUUGGCAUCACCCUCUUUGGACCAAAGAGGAAGAUGACCUCUGCCAUUGCUCGAUGGCAUAGCAGUGCCCGGCCUCCCAGUGAUGCCCUGGAGCUGGCCUAUGCUGAUCGCCUGGAAGCAGAAAUGCAGGAACUGGCCAUUCAGCUCCAUAAGAGGUGUGAGGAAGUGGAAGGGCUGAAGGGUCAGGUGUCCCAGGAGCAGGAGCUGCGUGCCGUGGUGGAGAGCUGCUUGAUGGAGCGGGAUGUGGUCUGGAGCAGUGCUCAGGCCAAACUCCGAGAGGUGCAGGCCAUCGCCAGGAAUGCUGGAAUCCUCCUAGAACAGAUGCAGGCCUGUCAGGCAGAACUGUCUUCCCGAAUGAACCGAGAGCAUCCGGCUGGCCGGUUGUUGGAAGUGAAAGCGCAGCUGGGACCCAGCACAGAAGGAUGGCCGUCCUCCUUGAAGGUCCUCAGUCUGCCUGAGCUCUCGGCCCUUCUGGAGGAGUGCUGGGGGGAAAUGGGGAAGGCUCUUAGUUCUGUCAACAUUAAUCUCGAGAGCCUGCAGAGUCUAGAGAAGGGCAAGCCGCCCCAGAAAUAGCCCUAGGAGUGGAGGAAGAGGUUCUGACGUCGGGUGAACGUUCCACCCAGAAGCUGUGUUUUACCUGAGGAGGAAGCGUGAGUGAGUGCAAGAGAGAGAGAGAUGGCUCUGCGGCACAGGUCAUCUGCAGUGAGAGCCGCCAGCUGCUGUCCUGGGAAAGCAGGUGCGCUGUUGCAAAGAAGGGAGGCCAGAUCUGCUGUGCUGAAGGAGCAACAUGGCACCUAAAUCCUGCUGGAAGAGCUGGAAGCAAAGGGUUCUUUCUAAGCUUGGAAGUUCCAAGGCGGGCAUUUUGUGUCUGCAUCUCUUGCUGGAUAUUCUGUCUGUUUUGGCAACCAGGUUCCUCUCCAUUGGUCCCCUUCCCUGUGCCCACACGGGAGGAAAGAUGAGGCGGGAGGUGGCCAGGAGACCCUGCGCUUAGAGGGUUUUAUCCUUGGGAGGUUAUCUGUUUGGGGAGUGCAAGGAACUCUGUGUCCUGCCCAGCUGCAUGGAGGCCUGAUGUAUACCUGAGCUGGCACUGCAAUAGUGGGGAGGGGGUUCUGUUAUAAAAUCCCAUUGUUUAACAAACAAAGCAACCCCCCCCACACACACUUUUCCAAUGUAAGUGCCACCUGUAGUACCAACUACUGGGCCUCUCCUAGCCCUUUAUUCUUCCUGCAGGGAACUUGUGGCUUUAUUCACAACAACUUACAAUGAGAUACCACCUCUCAGCGCAGGCGUGAAGUUAUAAAACUUCUUGCUGUCUUGACUUGGGCUGCUCAUGGCUUGGCCGGGAAAAUCUGUGAGUUCCAGCAACCAAAGACCACAACUUACAGGGAUUGCUUACCCUGGGAUGUGCAAGAACUCAUGCCCACUUUGGAGAA